AUGAAGUCAACGACCUCCUCCAGAAUCCCAAAUGGGCAUGGCAGCCUCUACAAGGAGGUGCGCUUUUCGCCCACCAGCACCCCGAUCAAACGGUCGCAAUCGGUGCCAAACGAUCAUCCCACUCUGAUUCCCGACCACACGCGCUCCCUUGAGAUGGCAAAGGAGACGCUUCCCGCUCUGGCGAUCGGCUAUCUCGAAGCUUCGCGGUCACUGGUUGACCGCCAGCGGAUAAAUUUCGAUCGCGAGCGGAUUCUUUUCGCGGAGGAACGACAGUUAUGGGAAAAGGAGCGAGAGCUGCUGAAGACGAGAAUCACUGAGCUUGAGGCUCUGUUGAAAAGCAGGGGCGUUGCAACUGCGACCGGCGCAGGACCGCCGACCAGCUUUCCUUCUACGAGCUCCCCUUCACAGGUAUGGGAGGGGUCAAGUCCCAUGAGCAGACCUACAAGGGUCUUUCCCGACCAGGAGAAAUCAGAUAGCAGCCUCAACCACCUGCAUCUACAUCCAUCAGAGCAAGGGGGAAGCCCGUCGCUACCCCCGCCAUCCCUAGACGCAGCCCUCUCGCCGAAAUCCCAUGCAACUGAACUACAGGCCAGCAUCCCCGUGCCGAUCGAGAAGCUCGACAGCAGCCUCGACGGCAUCACCCUUAAAUCAUCAGCUCUCCACCCCGACGUCGUGGCCCGCGUCAUGACACCACCAUCACCCUCGUCCCGCGAACCAUCACCUACCUCUUCCUCACACGGCCGGGAGCGAGAACGACCAUCCAUGGACCGCCGCAACAGCGUAAAGCUUAAGCUCUCAGACCUAGGGCCGCCCGAGACAAACCUUGUCAGGGAUGCUGGACACACCCCGAUGGUAGUCAUCGAUCGCGAUAUCGACACAGCACAGGGAUCACCGGGCGGGGUCCUUUUCGACGAAGACCCCCUUUCUCCACCCGUUACCCGGCUGAUCCAGCCUACAGAGCGCGGCGAUUCAUAUUUCGCCGGAGUUGAUGUCGUAGAUCUCCCAGAUGAUCCAGCCCUCAAGGGGCCGUUAUCCCUGCUUAACGAGAAGGGGCAUGAUGAUGACUUCCUCCAAGAGGUUGACAUGAAGCUUCUUGGCCAGGCGAAGCAGAUCCUCGGCCACAAGGAGAAGGAGGAUGAGGAUGAGGACGAGCCCGAGAAUCCCGCUGGUCAGGGUACGGGCGAGGAAGUCCCCGAGAUCAAGUUCAAGAACACUACGAAUUUUGGCACUGCAUUUGGACGGUCCAUUUAA
This is a messenger RNA of Aspergillus mulundensis, 1251 nucleotides long. RefSeq lists its product as uncharacterized. Lineage: Eukaryota; Fungi; Ascomycota; Eurotiomycetes; Eurotiales; Aspergillaceae. The record is from RefSeq and is a predicted model, not a curated record. The transcript has a single exon. Bases 1 to 1251 code for a protein of 416 amino acids.